This is a messenger RNA of Patella vulgata (common limpet), 1406 nucleotides long. Its product is annotated as alpha-L-fucosidase-like. Gene Ontology annotation, cellular component: lysosome. The coding region runs from base 126 to 1196 and encodes 356 amino acids. Gene Ontology annotation, biological process: glycoside catabolic process; fucose metabolic process. NCBI's taxonomy places the organism in Eukaryota, Metazoa, Mollusca, Gastropoda, Patellidae. The record is from RefSeq and is a predicted model, not a curated record. Gene Ontology annotation, molecular function: alpha-L-fucosidase activity. The transcript is spliced from 8 exons.
CUGCGCAAGCGUCAGUUUACAAUGGCCGUCGGAUUCAAAUGAAUGUUGUUUAUGUUUAUGAAGCGCACAAUUCUACAUGAAAAUAGUGUUGGAUUAUUAUAAAUUUGUGUCGGAUGUGACAGGAAAUGAUUCCUGUUGGUGAUCAAAGAAGAAUCACGGUGAAAAAUAGACGAUAUAUAGUUCACUCCAGUAAACAUCAUGAAGGGUAUGCCAUGUGGCCUACAAAUACAUCUUUCAAUUGGAACUCAAUGGCUGUUGGACCUAAGAAAGACUUAAUUGGGGAGCUGGCAGCAGCCAUCAAAGCUAAUACCUCAAUCCAUUAUGGAAUUUACCAUUCUCUUUUCGAGUGGUUUAACCCAAUUUAUCUUCAAGAUGAAGCUAAUGGUUAUAAAACUCAAAAUUAUGUAGACACAAAAGUUAUUCCAGCCCUAUAUGAGAUAAUUAAUACGUAUCAACCGGAUAUAAUCUGGGCGGAUGGUGAUUGGGAAGCCACCAGCACUUACUGGAGAUCAACUGAAUUUUUAGCUUGGUUGUAUAAUGACAGCCCAGUAGGAGAUACGGUUGUAACUAAUGACAGAUGGGGAAGUGACGCAAGAUGCCACCACGGUGGGUUCUUUACCUGCGAAGAUCGAUUUCAGCCGGGUGUCUUGCAAAAACGCAAGUGGGAAAACGCCAUGACUAUUGAUCGUGCUUCUUGGGGAUUUCGAAGAGAGGCAAAUUUAAAUGGUUACAUAACAACCCAAGAUAUAAUAGCAACUUUUGUGGAAACUGUCAGUUGUGGAGGAAAUAUGUUAAUGAAUAUAGGACCUACUAAAGAAGGUACAAUAACGCCCUUAUACGAAGAGAGACUUGCAGAUAUGGGGUCCUGGCUAGCAGUAAAUGGCGAUGGUAUAAAAGGAACUCAACCUUGGACAACUCAAAAUGAUACACUCACGUCUAAUGUUUGGUAUACCAAAAAAGGUACCACGGUAUAUGCCAUAACCCUGAAGUGGCCUAAUGGACUUAUUUUUAGCCUUGCUGCACCGAUGACCCAACCUGGUACAACGGUAGAACUGCUGGGGUAUCCUGGUACUUUUUCGUGGAAAGCUCGGGUUGGCAAAGGAAUCGACAUCAUGAUUCCUGAUAUUCCUUUUAACAAAAUGCCAUGCAAAUGGGCUUGGAUUUUCAAAAUAAACGGAUUGGUCAAUGUAUAUUAAUAAAAAUCUCGUUUUUAGUGGGUUUAAUUGUUUUAGCUCAUUUAGCUCGUCUUUUAGCUACUGUAUAUGGGAAAUAGAUUGUACUUUCUGAUCGGCGUUGUGUAAAUGAUAAUUAAAAGGGCGUUCUGAUGAUUUUCUCGUUUAAGAUUAUCAGUGUGUAUAAUCAAUGCUAUUUUCGAUAGUAUUUUGGUUAGAAAUGAUAAUAAAAAU